This is a messenger RNA of Paramecium pentaurelia, 1388 nucleotides long. Lineage: Eukaryota; Ciliophora; Oligohymenophorea; Peniculida; Parameciidae. The record is from the annotation of a GenBank genome assembly.
UUAUGUCACUUAAACUAACAUAUACACUUGGUAAUCCAAGAGCUGGUAAAAUUGUAGUGGCUGCUCAAUUAGCCAAUGUCUAAAUCAUUAACGAUUUUGUAGAAUAUAAAUCUUUAGAAGUAAAAAUUCUUUAUUCAUACUAGACACCUGCCUUUUUGGCUAAAAAUCCAGUUGGUAAGAUUCCUUUGUUAGAGACACCUGAAGGAUAUCUAACUGAAAGCAAUGCUAUAUUAUAAUAUGUUGCCAGAGGAACACCUUUGGUAGGAGUAACAGAUUACCAAUAAGCCAAAGUUAGACAAUGGUUAGAUUUUACAUCACUUGAAUUGGAACCUACUCUACUUGGUUUACUAUUACCAAUACUUGGUUAUGAAUAGACAACACCCUAAAAAUAAGAAGAAGUUAAGAAAGAAUUAAAUUGGAAAUUAAAAAUAUUAGAAAAUCAUUUUAAAGCAAAUAAUUUCUUAGUUGGUGAAUUAUUGACAAUUGCUGAUUUAAAUUUGGCAUCAUAUUUCUAAGGAUUAUUUACAUUUGCAUUUGAUAAACAAUAUAGAGCAACAAUACCAAAUAUAACAAGAUGGUACAAAUAUAUAUCUGAAUUACCUGCAUUUGUGAAUGUAAAAUUAAUAAUAUAUAAAUCUAGUAUUAUGGAAAAACCAAAUAUUGUGUAAAGGCUUUCCCAUUUUAAUAUUAAUAGUAAUAACAAUAAUAAUAAUAAUAACAAUAAUAAUAAUAAUAAUAAUAAUAAUAAUAAUAAUAAUAAUAACAAUAAUAAUAAUAAUAAAAAUAAUAAAAAUAAUAACCAUAAAAUGCCUAAUAAUAAAAGCCUGCUCCAAAAGAUGAAGAAGAAGAAGAGAAACCAAAAAAAUAAUAAUGUGAAUUUGAUUUAUUACCUUAAUCUACUUUCAAUAUUGAUGAUUGGAAGAGAUAAUUUUUAGCAUCAAAAGAUUUUGCUGCUGAAUUCAAAAACUUUUGGAACAUUUUUGAUUCUUAAGGAUGGUCAAUUUGGAUUAUUAAAUACAUUAAAGCUGAAUAAGAAGGAAAAGUAUUGAUUUCAUUUAGAAAUAAUUGCAAUGGAUUUUUAUAAAGAGCUGAUCCUCAUUUUAAAAAAUGGGCAUUUGCUAUUCAUGGUGUCUAUGGAGAUGUCCCAGAUCUUUAAAUUAGUGGAGCUUGGAUUUGGAGAGGAACUGAAAUUCCAUAAUAUUUAGUAAAAGAUUAUUUUAAUAUUAUAUAGAAAGAUCAUCCAACAUUUGAAUAUUUAUAAUUAACUAAACUUGAUGCUACUAAACCAGAAGACAGAGCAUUAUUUGAAGAAUAUUGGCUUAAUUAGACUGAAGAUGAAUCAAAGGUUUAAGGACUUACAGCAAGAGCAUUAUAUUAUUUUAGAUGAA